Coccinella septempunctata (seven-spotted ladybird) is the source of this 1696-nucleotide messenger RNA. RefSeq lists its product as uncharacterized. The record is from RefSeq and is a predicted model, not a curated record. The transcript has 2 exons. Bases 715 to 1302 code for a protein of 195 amino acids. Lineage: Eukaryota; Metazoa; Arthropoda; Insecta; Coleoptera; Coccinellidae.
AAUCUGUUUAACCCAAUAACGCUCAGCGUAUGAUAUAUCAUACAUCAAACACUUCAGGCUUUGAGGUUAGAUAAUAAAGUCAAGAAAACAAACAGCGCUGCGUUUCUUGUGUUCACUGAUUUAUUUAUCUUCACUUUUAAUAUUGAAGUAGUGCUAGUGAGUGAUUUUUCAAUUUAGCUGAUAUUACCAACAAUUCUGGCUCCCAAUAUUUGGAAUGAUCAAAAUGUCUUUGACUCGAUUCAGCAUAUACAGGAUGGUGCAGUAACACAAUGAAUAUAUACAUAUAAAGUAUGCAACAAAAAAUAUUUGUACAUAUCACGAGUAAACGUGAUUAUUAUUAUUCAUAUCACAAAAAUCAGUCUCAGAAAAAUAGAUACAACAAAUAUAAAAACAAAUAUUGAAUUAUUAAAAAAGCUGCAAAAAAAUAGAAAAUAACUAAUAAAGUAAAAAAUCUGUUAAUUAAUGUCGGACAGAGGAGGGGGAAUAUCGUGAAGGAAGGAUAAUAAUUGAGAAACCAAAGAGGUUAAAUAAUUUUGAGUAUUCAUUUUAUGUUUAUCCAUGUAGAAUGUAUUGUUUCAUUUUUAUGUUUAUACAUAUUUUAUUAUAUGUUAUUCAUUUUGAUCAUGUCUUAUUCUAUUCCCAUUCUGAAAUAUCAAUGUCAAUUCUUACUUACAAUUUGAAAAUCGUACCACCCAAUUUCAUAUAUUUCAACCAAUGGAUUUGAUUCUAAAGAGACCACAGACUACUAACCCCCUGGACGGUUCACGCAGGUUACAUGGCCUUCAACCUCUUUUUAGUACCGAUACCAAACUGAAGAUGUCUCUCUACUCACAGUGUGAAGAAAAAGAAGAACGGAGAAAUGUGAUCUGUGAAUUUUCGGUAGAGUUUGAGGUUACUUAUUUGAGUUUGAAUUUUGAAUUAUUGUUGUUGUUGAAUUGUUUCGUUGAGAAUGUAAGUGCUAAUAAAUACGGUUUCAUCAUGGUUUAUCACAACAAGUGUAGUGUUUCCCAAUGCAAAAGUGACUCUAAAAUUAGGCAUAGAUUUCCUAAUCCAAAUAAGGAAUUGAGCCGUUUCAAGGAAUGGAUUCACGCAAUCAAUAAUGUUGAGCUGAUGGAAAUGGAUCCCAAGAAAGUUUAUGAUUCGAAAAGAUUGUGUCAUGACCACUUUGAAGCAGCGUAUGUUUCUGGAUGGUCGCACAAGUUGUUUUCUAAUGCUGUUCCGACACUCAAUCUUUUCUGCCCAACUCAAUCCAGCUCCCUUGAUAUUCGGAAUACUCCAUCAUCAUCCAAAUCAAUUGAAUAGGAAUCAAGCAGUUCUAACCAACUGUGUGGACUUGAUUUGGAUGAACCAAAAACUUCUGAUUAUAUUGAAGGUAAUGGAUACAAAUACAGUAUUACAACUUAACAUUCAAUCUCAUCUUGGGUUAGUGCUUAAUUUCAACAAGUCCAAACCAUCAUUAUGAGUUAAGUGUCACAUGUUUUAAGAAAUCGAUCUUUUCUGUGAAAAAACAAUCAUAUGUAGCAUGCACCAUAUUGAAUAAUGAAUAUAUUUUUUAGGCACAACUCAAUCCAGCUCUCUUGAUAUUCGGGAUACUCCAACAUCAUCCAAAUCAAUUGAACAGGAAUCAAGCAGUUCUAACCAACUUUGUGGACUUGAUUUCGAUGAACCAGAAACUGCUAAUAAUAUUGAAGGUAAU